UUUAUAAUUUUGAACAAUUGUUUCCAUGGAUUAAUGUUAUCUUGUAGAAUAUGCUUCCCACGUGAGAUAUUGACUUGGUGAUGGGGUGGAUGACAUGAUAUUUUACCAAGUCUUUUUAGAUGACUUUCCCAUUUCCAUGCCUUAAUUUUGUUGGAGUGGAAGGCAAGCUCUAGAAAUGAAACGUGGAAUAUCUUUUUGGAAAACUUAAAUUAAAAUUUAUUUAAUGCUUCUAUAAAAGAACUCAACCCUUAGCAGUUUGGGCAAACUUGAAUAACCUUUUAAGCCUUUUUUUUUCCUCUGCUUUUGCAUUAGUCUUCAAAACCUUCUAACUGCUUUAUUGGAACUUGGUGAUUUAAUGGAGGAUUCUAUGAGCUCCACAAACCACAAGAACAAAUCUAAUUUUUCUGGUGAUGGACAUGAGGUUUCUUCUGAAGAUAGUGGUUGGUCUUCAUACUUCGACAACUCCAUAGCUAUCAGUAAUGUGGAGGAUACUGUUACCUGUUCUGGUUCUGAAAACUCUUCCAUAUUUUCUGGUGCUGCUGUUUUGGUAAAAAAGAUGAACAUGAAUAAUGAUGAUCGUGUUGCGUCAGCUAGGUCUGUUGCUAAAAGGAGAAAGAUUCUGGCAACUUAUAUUGAUCCUGAACUGGAGGACACUGCAAUUUCUCCUGUUUGUAAUUCUGAGGCUGAAGACUUGGAAAAAUUGCAAAUAAAAUUACAAGAGACAGGUGUUUUGAACAUUUUACCACCAGUGCAACAAGGGAAGCAUGACUUUUUUAGCCUUUUUCAGGAAAAACAAAAUACCUCUAACCAGACUGGAGAAGUACCACAUUCAGGUUAUAUUGGGACAGAUAUCAGCUAUGCAGGUUUAAAGGAAAAGGGACUCUGUUUGGUUCCAGUAUCUUUGUUAUUCCGAGUUAGGUAAACAAAGACCUGGAAGAUAGGAUAAUUUACUUCUGAUAAUUCAGCAGGAUAUGGAAAAGGAUGAUGAUCUUAUAUAAUAUUGCUAUCAGGUCACACUAUAUUGAGAAGGAAUGGUCUUUUCUAUAUUUCCUUCAUGGAUCUCAAGGAUGCAUAUCAGCUUCCCUACAAAAAGUCUAUCUCAUACAGCUUCUCAAAUAGUCUUUGGCUAGAAGCAGGAGGCUGCGUACAUCUUGGCCUCUCCUGACCCUGCCUCACUGGCAUAUAUAUGAGUUAUUGAUCUUGUUGGUCUUGUACUUAAGCAUAAUUACCUGAACUGAAAAUUACUGGAGUAUCAGCUCUUGAUAGAGUAGUGGUUCAAUUUGGUCAGCCGGCAUGGAUGAAUGAAUAGCUGUGUCUUAUACCCUUCUUUUGAGAUUGAAGGAGCUUGGAGGCCAAAUUCACUGGAGUAUCAGCUUAUGUAGCAUAUGUUCAGAUUCUGGGUUUAUGCCUUGAUGCUAUAAAAGAUCACUUAUGCUUUGUAGACCUGUGGUCAUAAGCUGAUAGGAACUGUGCUUAGUAUAAUAACAUCAGUGCCAAUCCUGUUGCUGCCAACGCCAAGGAGCAAGGGCAUAUGCUUUGGCAGAUUCUGUAUCAAUGGAGAAGAAUUGCUGCUUCUGUUAUCAUCCUCAAAAGGGUUUAACAAACACCUUUUGUAACCCCUCAUUUAUAGUAGUCGUGUUCACAGUUGCCUCCUCUUGCUAAGUUUGUGGCAAACAACCUUCCUCUUUCAUGUGAUCAGUAACCCUAUGAAGGUUUGCAUGUAUUAAUGAAUACCUAUUACCUGUUGAA
Messenger RNA from Chenopodium quinoa (quinoa), 1749 nucleotides. RefSeq lists its product as uncharacterized. Gene Ontology annotation, biological process: xylem development. Bases 356 to 922 code for a protein of 188 amino acids. Lineage: Eukaryota; Viridiplantae; Streptophyta; Magnoliopsida; Caryophyllales; Amaranthaceae. The record is from RefSeq and is a predicted model, not a curated record. The transcript has 3 exons.